Messenger RNA from Phycomyces blakesleeanus NRRL 1555(-), 555 nucleotides. RefSeq lists its product as hypothetical. Gene Ontology annotation, molecular function: protein binding. The transcript is spliced from 3 exons. The record is from RefSeq and is a predicted model, not a curated record. Lineage: Eukaryota; Fungi; Mucoromycota; Mucoromycetes; Mucorales; Phycomycetaceae. The coding region runs from base 1 to 555 and encodes 184 amino acids. Gene Ontology annotation, cellular component: NuA4 histone acetyltransferase complex.
AUGCCCUGCUAUACACAACACACUAUGGCAUCCUCCACAUUUUCCGAUAUUAGUAUAUUUGGUGACCUUGAGCCUGUUGAAAAUGCAAGUCAGGAAGGCGAUUCGACUGCUCCAAAUACACCUUCCACACCUUCGUCUGACCGGAAACGGUCAAGAGAAGACCAGAGACAAAAGUCGUGGCAAAAGAAUAUACUUUUGCUGUGGCAGGAAAUUGCUAACCACAAAAACGGAACAAUAUUUAUGAACCCAAUUAAAGAGGCCAAUGCUCCAAUGUAUUACACCAUCGUACGUCAACCUAUGGAUCUUAAAAUGAUCAAAGCUCGUGUUCGCGACGGAAUCAUAAAGACAACCGCUGAAUUCGAGAGGGAUAUUGUGCUGAUGCUAACCAAUUCUUUAAUGUAUAAUCGUAAAGGAACUGAGGUUUAUCAAAUGGCUCUCUGUAUGCUAGAGAGUGUAGUUGAAAAAAUUAAGCUCUUCAAGGCUGCUGAUAGUUAUUCUGUACAAGCGCGUAAACUUCUGUUAGCCUCCGACAGGCGAGGAAGUAGAGAGCUUUAG